ACCACGCCCUUCUUUUUCUUCGCUUCCCAUUUUGCUGCAUCUCUCAGAAAUGACGAGCAUCGCACUCUACCAAAUCUCUCAGCCCAUCACUUGCCACGCUUGGAGCCCUGACCAAUCCAUGAUUGCAUUUUGCCCAAACAACAAUGAAGUGCACAUCUAUAAAUUGUUGGAAGACAAAUGGGAAAAGGCACAUGUUCUUCAAAAGCAUGACCAAGUAGUCUGUGGGAUGGACUGGAGUAAUAAAUCAAACAGGAUAGUUACUGCGUCCCAUGAUCGCAAUUCAUAUGUAUGGAACUUUGAGGGAUCAGAAUGGGUACCAACUCUGGUUGCACUUAGGCUAAACCGAGCUGCUUUGUGUGUUCAGUGGAGUCCUAAAGAAAAUAAGUUUGCAAUUGGAAGUGGGGCCAAAACUGUUUGUAUAUGCUACUAUGAACAGGAGAACAACUGGUGGAUCAGUAAACUCAUCAGGAGAAGUCAUGAUUCUUCAGUGACAAAUGUUUCAUGGCACCCAAAUAAUAUUCUUCUUGCAACAACAUCCACAGAUGGAAAAUGCCGAGUAUUUUAUACCUUUAUUAAAGGUGUAGAUACAAAUUAAUUGUUCAGCUUGAUCUCUCUGUCUCCUGGACGUUUGGUGUCAAGUGGUCACCAAAGGGCAAAACUUUAGUUUAUGCAGGUCAUAAUUCAAUUAUAUAUUUUGUCAAUGACAUUGGUUCUUCUCCUGUGACCCAAACUGUUGCUUAUCGUGAUCUGCCUCUCUGUGAUGUGGGUCAGAAUCCACUCUCUAUAAACCUCUUUUA
Molecule: messenger RNA, 797 nt
Organism: Prosopis cineraria
Lineage: Eukaryota; Viridiplantae; Streptophyta; Magnoliopsida; Fabales; Fabaceae
Product: actin-related protein 2/3 complex subunit 1A-like
Exons: 9
Coding region: 50-595 (181 amino acids)
Biological process (GO): Arp2/3 complex-mediated actin nucleation
Cellular component (GO): actin cytoskeleton; Arp2/3 protein complex
Molecular function (GO): actin filament binding
Source: RefSeq, a predicted model, not a curated record